AUGCAUCCACUGCUACAGGAUCCCUCCUAUUUCAUUCAUGAAAACAUUACAAUAGCAGCGCCGGGAAAGCUCAAACAACAAGCUCACCAGCAAACACCACUGGAAAAAAGUCCACGAACGACACUCGAGCUCAAUUUGGCCUGCAGCACCCAUCCGACCACCCGAAAACCUGCAGAGAACCCCCGAUACACGACUCGUUCGAUUGAGAGGGACGCGAUGCCCAAGGUCAAGAGCUAUACGGCCCCGUGGCUAUCGCAUGGGCCCGGCCACAGCUUGUUCGCGCCCUCCAGCGACGCCUCCAACAAGACGUUGAGCGCCCCGUCGCCCUACGGGUCCAAGAAGAAGAAGAUCCAAGGUCCGAGGCGGACGAUUGCGAGACGAGGAACCGAGGUCUUCGUUGCUGUAGGCAAAGAAUUGCGAUGGGGCGAUUUGGCAUACCUGAAGGAGAAAUGGUCGACAAAGCAUGCGCACCGUCGCAUGGGCAGCCGUGUCAAGCGGGAGGACUCGACACAAUCAUUUGACGAUGAUGCCAUUCCCUCGACAGAACAGGCGGCUACGGCUCAGGGUUUCAGGACUAUCAAGACAUCUGUCGCAGACGACAUCCGGCAGCUCGUCAUCUCUCCCAACUCCGAUUACCUCGCUAUUCUCACGGCGCAUACCGUUCACAUCUGCGUGGUUCCCGAUUCUUCGCAUCUCACGGCCGAGGACACUGGACCUUUACGACCCAAAAUCUGGACACUGGGACCUACAACUCACGUCACCUCGCGAUCCCCAGUUGCAUCAGCUGUAUGGCACCCACUUGGCGUCAAGGGAUCUUGCCUUGUCACCGUAACGACCGAUGCUAUUGUGCGCGUCUGGGAGUUGUCAUUGACCGAUCGGUGGUCAUUUGACUCUCCCACACUGUCGAUCGACUUGAAGAAGCUGGUGGAUGGUACGACGAUGGACCAGGACUUCAGCGCAUCCACGGCUGCCACGAAUGCCAGCUUCUCGCAGUACUCUCUGGAGAUGCAGGUGGCCUCUGCUUGCUUUGCUGGCCGCGGCUCGGGAGGAUGGAGCCCUAUGACUCUCUGGGUUGCGAUGAGAGAAGGCGACGUCUACGCAUUGAGCCCCUUGCUCCCCCAGAAAUGGGCACCGCCUCCUACUCUUAUCCCAUCGCUUUCGGUUUCCAUCGUAUCCAAGGUGGCUGCCCUAGAGGAUGACCCUGCUGUAUCUGAAAUGGACAAGCUCCUCGCUCAGCAGCAGCUCGAGUGGAUGGGUGAUUUGGAUUCUCAGGAGCCCCAAAUCCUCGAUACAGCGCCCGGCGAAGAGACCGUGGAGGUCUAUACACGCCCUUCCCGGCCGGGAGUUAUCCCAAGAUUGCAAGGCCCGUUCGAAUUCGAUGCCGAUCCCGAAAGCGAGGACGUCGGGGACGGCCUUCUAACGGAUUUGCUCGUAAUCGGGAAGAAGGUGGACACUGACGACCUGAUGAUGGGCGAGGACGAAGACUUGGACUUUGACGAAGGUGACCAGGAGGGACUCUCUCUCUCGGUCAUCUGCCUCCUGUCUACCACCGGUCAGGUCCGCGUGUACUUGGACUUGGAGGGCGUCGAAGCACAAUGGCUGCCCCCGCGAAACAAAUCCAAGCUUGGACGCCUCUUGUCCGCUGCCGAUCCACCUUCACUGUUGACGUUCCAGUGCAUCGACACCAUGGCCACAACUGAAAUGAACGACGACGCAUGGCCGACGUUUUCAUCGGAUGUCAUGUCACGCUACUCUCUUUUUGUCACCUCGCACGCCGGCGUCACCUUCCUUUCUCUAUCUCCCUGGGUUUUCCGCCUCGAGGGUGAGCUCUCGGGCGAGUCGGAGGCGGGCUCUGACUUCCGUCUCGGUCUUCUUGUCAACGGACAAAACUCUAUUCGCGAAAGACUCUACAACCAAUCCUCAAGCGAUGUCAACGUGCCGCUCGCCGCAUGCGCCGCCAUCCGCGAUCCGGAUUUGGGAUACUUCCUUCUCUCGGCCACCCCGUACGAGCCAAUUGCCUUGACGUUCGAGACGCCUGAGGACGACUUCUCGCCUGUCCGCCACGAAACGCCUUACGAAGAGAAGCCUACGACUAUGGAACCAUUGGACUUUUAUGAGCCCCGUCCAGCUUUCCAGCCCUCGCACGCAUUCGAGCAGCAAUCCGACCUUCCUGAGCUGAUUAACAGACUCCGUAGCUCACGCCACAAGACCAUUCUGAACCAGGAGAUCAGAUUGUCUCCGGUUACGCUGCAGAUCUUGACUGACGCUCAUCGCGUUCUUGGUGAGGAUACCUACCGGCUCGGCACAGCUGUGGCGGAGAUUUUCCGACGCUGCGCUACUCUUCAAGAUGAGCUCAGGGAUCAAAUUAAGAAGGCGAACGAGGUCAAGGAGAAGAUUGACAAGAUCGCGGGCAACGACAAGGCCGGCGACGGUGAAAGUGACGACGUCCGAUUCGAGAGACGUAUCGCAGAGGCACAAGAUCGACAGAAACGACUCAACGAGAGACUAGAGGGCGUCCGCAAGUAUGUUGGCAAGGCAGCAACAAGAGAGCUCAGUGCCAAGGAGAGGGCCUUCGUGGCAGAAGUCAAAAAUAUGGAGGCCAGCGUUCUAGGAUCACCCUCGGAAGACAGCCCGGGAGUGAAGCAGCAGAAGCAACUCAGGAAACGUGUGGAGGACGUGCAACGACUGAAGGACGAAUUGUUGGCAGAAGUGGAACGGAUUCAAAAGCAGAGUGAGGACGGCAAGGGCGGGAAGGAUUCAUCGUCUUCGGUAUCGGAGCUCAAGAUCCCGACAGAGAUCCGCAAGGCCAAGCUGCAGCAAGUCAUGUCCCUCCUCUCACGGGAGACGGCUCUGGUCGAGGCUGUCACAUCGCGCCUGGAGCGUCUCCAGACGCAAGGCGCAAUGGAUCGAUAUUUGGUGAAUGGUCGAGUGCGCCAAUCGGUGCGAGGGCAAGCGCAGGGCGUCAGGCGACAUGAGCACAACGGAGGACCACGGACAUAUGUUUCGAGAAUUGGGAACGCACAACCAUUGUCUUUAAGGCCGCCUCAUGCCCGUCUAUCGUGUCUUGGUGGUGCCAUUGGACAAGGAAGAUGCCGGGUUCUGGAGGUAACCCUCAUGUUUACUCAGCUGCCAUUUGUGGGUCUCCGAAACCACGUCCAAUCAACCCUUGGUCGCCCAACAGCCUCACUUAAGGAAUACUUGGACAUGCUUCGCCUAUCAGCUAUUGAUGAUCUUCCAUUUGCAUACUUUGUACCCAGUAUCACGAGAACUGGACACGAGAAUUCAAGCUACCUUAUCCAGGAGUUCAGAACAGCGUCCCAAACUCUCAGUAGCACCCGAAGACGGUCGAGCCCGCCUCUCGUCUCAUCUAACCUCGUGGACGGCGAAACUUGCAUGCAGCAGCAAGCGUCACCUUCAAGCUUCGCCCGGAAGGAAAAUGGGACAUGGUUACUGUUGCUUUUCCCCACGUUCCACUUUCCGCUUCGCAUUGUACUCAGCGUGGGCGUCCAUCAUGUCUACAGUCUAUUAUCCUAUGCAAAAGCUAAGGUGCUUCGCAAGGUCCAAUCGUUCCCUGCAUGGGCUGGGAUGAGGCGUGCUUGCAAGGGCAUUCCUCGCACGUCCACUUUCAGUAACUCUUACCUUUCAGACGAAGCCCAGAGACAAUAG
Molecule: messenger RNA, 3666 nt
Organism: Colletotrichum lupini
Lineage: Eukaryota; Fungi; Ascomycota; Sordariomycetes; Glomerellales; Glomerellaceae
Product: nuclear pore complex protein An-Nup82
Exons: 10
Coding region: 1-3666 (1221 amino acids)
Biological process (GO): ribosomal small subunit export from nucleus; protein import into nucleus; mRNA export from nucleus
Cellular component (GO): nuclear pore
Molecular function (GO): protein binding; structural constituent of nuclear pore
Source: RefSeq, a predicted model, not a curated record